Molecule: messenger RNA, 159 nt
Organism: Sphaeroforma arctica JP610
Lineage: Eukaryota; Ichthyosporea; Ichthyophonida
Exons: 1
Source: RefSeq, a predicted model, not a curated record
CUACAUGUGACAGACCAAAGUGUGUCAUCGCUGGUGUCGAAGUUCAUGGGUAUUCGCCCACUGACGCCUGAACAAAUUGCGGCGGGAGAGCAACGCAGGAAAGAGGGGCGGCUGAAGGGAUUCCGCGAGAAGGAAAAAUUCCCUCAUGACUACAAGUAA